CCAAAACUGAGGAGACAGUCACUGAGGAGACGGGGCAGGCAAACUUGUUUAUAAAGCCCAGCACUUCUCCAAGUUUCUCUUCACUGAGAUCUAUUGUAAUUGCUAAUCCUGUGUGCUUAGGGAAUAUAUUCAAGAGGUUUUAUAAUGCAGCUUAACACGACAACGAUAAAAACCUCGUCGGACGGUGCUUGGCAAGGUGAUAAUCCAUUGAACUAUGCCUUCCCUUUGCUCAUCGUCCAAUCCACGUUAGUCCUCUUCACUAGCCGCUUCCUCGCCUUCCUCCUCAAGCCGCUUCGACAACCCAAAGUCAUUGCUGAGAUAGCAGGAGGGAUUUUGCUUGGGCCCUCUGUCCUCGGUCGGAACAAGAGCUUCUUGCACCUGGUCUUCCCUUCAUGGAGUGUCCCGAUACUCGAGUCGGUGGCGAGCAUUGGCCUUCUAUUCUUCCUUUUCUUAGUUGGUCUCGAGCUAGACCUAAGCUCCAUUCGCAGGAGCGGGAGGAAGGCUUUCGGCAUAGCCCUUGCGGGGAUAUCUCUUCCAUUCCUCUUUGCCUUUGGAGUCACCUUCCUCCUUAGGAAGGUCGUCCAUGGGGAGGAACGGGUCGGCUAUAGCCAGUUCCUUGUGUUCAUGGGCGUGGCACUCUCUAUCACCGCAUUCCCUGUCCUGGCUCGUAUCCUGGCCGAGCUCAAACUGCUCACGACCCAUGUCGGGGAAACUGCCAUGGCUGCAGCGGCCUUUAAUGACGUAGCUGCCUGGAUCUUGCUUGCCCUAGCAGUGGCCGUGGCUGGAAACGGGGCUGGUGGGGGCCACAAGAGCCCAUUGAUAUCCAUUUGGGUUCUGGCCUCCGGUGUCGUGUUUGUUGCUUUCAUGUUGCUCGUCGUGAGGCCAAUGAUGAGCUGGGUCGCACGGCAGUGCUCUCCGGAGCAUGACUUCGUCGAUGAGGCAUACAUCUGCCUGACACUGGCGGGUGUCAUGAUAUCCGGGUUCAUGACGGAUCUCAUAGGGAUACAUUCGAUCUUCGGAGCUUUUGUUUUCGGGUUGACAAUUCCUAAGGGCAGCGAAUUCGCGACGAGACUGAUAAAGAGGAUUGAGGACUUUGUUUCGGGUUUAUUGCUUCCAUUAUACUUCGCUUCGAGCGGGUUAAAGACGGACGUGGCUAAAAUCCGGGGAGUCGAGGCAUGGGGACUUCUAGUCCUGGUGAUCUCGACAGCAUCUGCUGGUAAAAUUCUUGGGACGUUCAUGGUGGCGAUGCUAUGUACGAUCCCGGUGAGGGAAUCGCUUGCUCUCGGAGUCUUGAUGAAUACUAAAGGGUUGGUGGAGCUAAUCGUGCUCAAUAUCGGCAAGGACAAAAAGGUUUUAAAUGACGAAGUAUUUGCCAUUCUAGUCUUAAUGGCGCUUUUCACUACCUUCAUGACGACACCGGCAGUCAUGGCCAUCUACAGACAACCACACGGUGGACCGACCCGACGCAGAUUGCAAAGGCAGACCUUACCUCUCCCUGAAACUGGGAACGACGACAAACUUCGAGUGUUAGCUUGCAUACAUGGCGCUAAAAACGUACGCUCACUUGUUAAACUCAUCGACCUCACGAGAAAGGCUAAGACAAACUUAUCGCUCAAGCUCUACGUCUUGCACCUCAUAGAGUUUACGAACCGUUCAUCCUCUAUCAUGAUGGUUCAGAGAGCGCGAAAGAACGGUGUCCCUUUCAUCAAUAGUAUCUAUCGAGGUACGAUGCACGACCAAGUGGCGACAGCGUUCCAGGCUUACAGCCAAGUCGGGCAGAUCACCGUUCGUCACUCCACGGCCAUCUCGGGUCUUUCAAAUAUGCAUGAAGACAUAUAUCACGUAGCUGAAGAGAAGAGAGUUUCCGUUAUCAUGUUACCGUUCCACAAGCUGUGGAUAUCGGGGGAAAACGAGGAGGCCGCGACCGUCGAGAAUGCGGGCCACGGGUGGAGAGAGGUCAACCGGAGAGUGCUAGAGAGUGCCCCGUGCACCGUGGCGAUUCUAAUUGAUCGAGGGCUCGGUAGUGGCUCAUAUCGUCUGCAGGAGGCCGAUGAAUCUACCAUUACUGUCGCGCCAAAGCGAAUCUGCAUUAUGUUCUUCGGGGGACCCGAUGAUCGGGAGGUGUUGGAAUUGGGAGGAAGGAUGUCAGAACAUGAAACCUCGACUAGGGUUUCAUUUGUAAGGUUCUUUGAGAACCCUAGAACAGAGAGCAAUGACAUUGCCCUGUGGCACUCGGCGAGUACGUGCAGAGAGCGUCGACACUUAAGCCCAACCUCACCAGUGAUCAGUCGCGAUGAAAUGGAAACAGAGCUCGAUGAGGCAGCGGUGACGGAAUUCCAGCGGCGCCAUGACUCGGUGGAUUACAUAGAGAAGCGCUCGAGCAACAUUGCGGAUGAAGUGCUAGCAAUAGGAAGGAGCGGGGAAUAUGACCUGAUUUUGGUAGGUAAGGGUCGGUUCCCAUCCAACAUACAAAGAAGAUUAGCGGAUCAUCAUCAUCACCACGAGAUGGAACAUGAAGAACUGGGGCCAGUGGGAGACAUUUUGGCUCGAUUCGACGAGGGCAUCGUGUCCUCCGUGCUUGUGGUUCAACAACACGGCUCUGCUUCUGCUGAGCUCUCCGAGGCUCUAGCUAUACGCGACAAGGAAGCUAUGAUCGUCGAUGCUUCUAUCGUGAAUGAGGAGAUCUCGGCUUAAGUGCUUUCCUAUAUAUAUAUAUAUAUAUAUAUAUAUAUAUAUUAGCCCCGAGGGUCGCGACUUUCUAAAUUGCGUAUAUUACUCCAUACAUAUGUGUAUAUAUAUAUAUAGUAAGAGCACUAGCUAGCCAUGCAGUACGCACUUGUCGUGGGACUAGGGCUUGGGUAAGUGUUGAUGCAUAUGUAAACAUAUAUGUAAUGUCGGGCAUUUCUUUUCAUUCCGUGGUCUCACGGAUUUUAUAUGGAGAGUAUUAAGAAUUUCGUUUAGACGCCAGCUUCGCCCGGGCAUGUCUUUAAACUACUCCACUGUGUUUGUCAAUGUUAAUAACGGGGUUUGGCUGCUCUGUUUAAUCAGCAUGCUAAAUUUAAAA
Molecule: messenger RNA, 3064 nt
Organism: Punica granatum (pomegranate)
Lineage: Eukaryota; Viridiplantae; Streptophyta; Magnoliopsida; Myrtales; Lythraceae
Source: RefSeq, a predicted model, not a curated record